This is a messenger RNA of Linum tenue, 3741 nucleotides long. NCBI's taxonomy places the organism in Eukaryota, Viridiplantae, Streptophyta, Magnoliopsida, Malpighiales, Linaceae. The record is from the annotation of a GenBank genome assembly.
AAAAUCUCACUUCCUUCCUUACUACCUGUCGUCGUCUCUGCAGUUUCCUUCCCUUCCUUCCACUCUGCUCCGCAACAACCUACUUCUGUAAUCUCAACUCCUCCUUCCACUUGGAAGUAAAGAAACAAAGCGAGAGGGAAAUGAUUCUCUCGGCUUUGCUUACUUCAGUUGGAAUCAAUCUCGGCCUCUGUUUCUUGUUCUUCACUCUCUACUCCGUGCUCCGGAAGCAGCCAUGGAACAGCGCCGUCUACGCUCCACGCCAGCUCGCUAAGCAAACACGAAGAUCUCAGAAUGGUGGCGGCGACGAAGAGGAGGAUGAUUUCUUCAACUUCGACAUGCUGUUGCCUUCCGCUGGCUGGGUGCGACGCGCCUGGCAGGUCUCCGAGGACGAAUUGCUCUGCCGCUCCGGCCUCGAUGCUGUUGUUUUCAUACGCAUUUUCGUCUUCAGCUCGAGAGUUUUCGCGAUCGGCGGAGCGAUUGGGAUUUUCGUUCUCCUUCCGGUAAACUACUUAGGGAAUCAAUUGAGUAUCGACUUCUAUGAUUUGCCGAACAAGAAUCUGGAAACUUUCAGUAUAUCGAAUGUUAAUGAUGGAUCAAACUGGUUAUGGGUUCACUUUUCGGCUGCCUACAUCUUUACUGGAGUUGUCUGCUACCUUCUUUAUUAUGAGUAUAACCACAUCUCCUUGAGAAGGAUUGCUUCUUUUCACUCCUCUCCACCUCAGCCUCGUCACUAUACGAUUGUAGUCCGUGGUAUACCAUCUUCAGGAGGAAGAAGCUUUAGUGAAACUGUCCAGGCGUUUUUUACUGAUAAUCAUCCUUCUACAUAUCUCUCGCACAUGGUGGUUCAUCGUACGAGCAAAAUUCGAAGUCUCAUUAAAGAUGCAGAGAAACUAUACAAAACGCUUGCCCGGGUGAAAUCACAGAGUUCGCAGCAAAUAAAUAAAAGAGAUAGGUUAUUGGGCUUCUUCCGGGGCAGGGAUACUGAUGUCAGCCAUUAUGAGCAAAAGUUGGAAGAUUUGGAGAGAAAUGUGAGAAUAGAACAGCAUUCUUUGACUGGGGAGUUGCCUAACACCAGCGUUGAAGUUCCAGCUGCUUUUGUGUCAUUCAAGUCACGAUUUGGUGCUGCAGUAGCUCUUCAUAUGCAACAAGGUGUCGAUCCCACAGAGUGGCUCACAGAGGAAGCUCCUGAGCCUCGUGACAUCCAUUGGUCGUCCUUUUCUUCUUCAUUCAUGAAAAGAUGGAUUAGCAGGAUAGUUGUCGUGGUUGCGUGUGUUGCCCUCACAAUUCUCUUCCUUAUUCCAGUUGUUUUAGUGCAAGGUCUGGCUAAUCUGGAGCAGCUGGAAACUUGGUUUCCUUUCCUGAAAGGCAUUCUAGAUCUGACCAUUGUCAGCCAAAUCGUUACUGGAUAUUUACCAAGUCUCAUUCUGCAGCUGUUCCUGUAUCUGGUGCCACCUGUUAUGUUAAUGUUGUCCUCUAUGGAGGGAUACCUUUCAUCUAGCAGCACGGAAAAAAGCGCAUGUACCAAGGUUUUGUGGUUUACAAUAUGGAACAUCUUUUUUGCAAAUGUACUAUCAGGUUCAGCUUUCCAUCAGGUGAAUAUCUUCCUUGAACCGAAGAAUAUUCCCAAAAUACUAGCUGAAGCUGUUCCAGGUCAGGCAACCUUCUUUAUCUCAUACGUCGUAACAUCUGGAUGGACGAAAUUAUCAUCUGAAAUCUCUCAGCUGACUUCUCUGCUCUGGAGUUAUGUGACUGGAGUGUUUUCCAGUAAUGACGAUGAGGAAAUUGAUGUCCCAAAGCUGCCCUACCACAGCGAAAUUCCAAGAAUCCUUUUCUUUGGACUCCUGGGCACAACAUACUUUUUCCUUGCACCAUUAAUCCUUCCAUUUCUCUUGAUAUACUUCUGCAUUGGAUACAUCACCUUCCGCAACCAGCUACUAAAUGUAUACGAACCGAAAUACGAAACUAAUGGAAGGUUUUGGCCAAUAGUACAUGGUUCCACAAUCUUCUCCUUGAUCCUGAUGCAUGUUAUUGCCAUUGGAAUAUUUGGGCUGAAGAAGCUGCCUUUAGCUGCUACUUUAACUGUGCCACUCCCCAUUCUCACACUUCUCUUCAAUGAGUACUGCCGCAGACGCUUCGUACCCCUAUUUCAAUAUUAUCCAACCGAGAGUAUUGUGAAGAAAGAUAAAGAAGACCAGAAUCGGCCGAACAUGGCUGAGUUCUACGAUAAAUUGGUUACCGCAUACCGUGAUCCGGCCUUGUUGCCAGUUCAAUAUGCCAGGAACAGCAGCAGCCUCAGUUCUCCCCUUCUGAAUUCACAAGUUUGAAGCUAAGUUCUUGUGUGCUAACGUGUAUUCUAAUGUAUCUUGCCGCGUCCAUCUCUACCCAUCAUUGUUGUUGUAUCUUGCAUUUGGAAAAUAAGGAAGCUAUUGUGGUGUGUUUUAUGUUCUGUAAAUUGUAGCAUCGUUGCAUCAGCUAGUUUCAGCUGUGUUCAUUUCACUCAUCCAUUUGGUAGGCAACGAAGUCGCAUUAACAAACCAUAGAAGGAAAAAAGGAAAGAAAACAUUCCUAUACAAUUGCCAGUGCAGUGAUUUUUUUUUUUUUUUUCUGAUGAUUACUGAUGAAUCACUUUGAUCUGGAGUCAGGGAACAGCUUUUGGGCCGAGAAGCCAGGAGACAUCUUCCCAAAGCCCAAAACUGGCUUCCUUAUCAAGCCCAAUGACACUCGAGCUACUAGCAGCCAAAGUCCAAUACCCAGCAUUAAUCUCCUCCUUCAACUGCUCCGCCUCCCAACAGCAAUACCCAUCGAAGAAUCUGAAAUUCCCGACGCCGACCAUAUUCCUCUUCACCAUCUCCGCCGCGCAGCCCGCCGUCUCCUUCGUCCCGUGGUAUAACCCUUUCAUCACCUCCUCGAAAACCCCGCUCCUUGCCAGCCUGUCCUUGUCGUACCCUCCUUUGGGCCUCACCAGAAACAGGCCAUCCUCCAAUGGGCCCCCGAAGAACAACGGCCGGCCCGAAAACACUUCAGGAAGCAUCGCUGAUGUCGUAGCCUCGCCCCGCAUCUCCUUGAUGGACAUUAGGGACGGGCGGUUGAGGAUGAUCCCCAAUGGGCCCGCUGGGCCCGUCGACAGGAGAAGGAUCACCGUCCGUUUGAGGAUGCGGAUCCCGUCCAGCUUCUCUGUUGCGAUGAGUAGGCAUCCCUUUUCCGGCUCGUGGAUGGUGUGGGCCCACUUCUCUCCCACCGUCACCAGCUUCGCCGGUGGAGGUUUAGGGUUCUCGUCUGGAUCUGCCGCCGGCGAGCUUUUCCCGGUGCUCGCGGUCAUAAAGGCUUGCUCAUUAGCAACCAUUUUUGCCCUGAACCAUCUCCAAUCCGCCUGCAGGAAGGAUUCGGCGUGCUGCUGCAGAUCGUCGGACGAUCCCGCCGAUUGACCAACAUGUAAUGGAGGAGGAAAGGCGAACCCUUUUGGGUUGAAAUAGUGAUCCAUUGGCGAAUCUUCUUGAACAGGGGAAGUGGAGGGAACUGGAUGAAGAAGACGAAGUGGGGAAUUCUAGUGCACUAGUUUUGGCGAAGGGGUUCCAGGAAGUACUGAGAAAAUAAUUGGCAUCCAUGAUUACCCAAGCUUUCGUUUUCAUUCAAUGGGUGGGUUCGAGGGAAGUAUUUAUAAUGGAGAGUGAGGAUGAAUGCUGAGUGUCAUUUUUUCCAGAAUAGUGUUCAGUGUUUUACCGUAUAUAAAUAAUAUACUUG